CUGGGUCCUGGCAGACGCCCCAAGGUUGUUGUGAGGAGUCUCGCCAGUUGGUGAGCGCUGUAAUCUGAACCAGCUGUGUCCAGACGGAGGCCCCAUUUGCAUUGUUUAACAUACUUCGAAAAUGAAGUGUUCAUUUUUAACAUUCCUCCUCCAAUUGGUUUAAUGCUGAAUUACUGAAGAGGGCUAAGCAAAACCAGGUGCUUUCUCUGCAGGCGCUCCAGUGGCUCGGAGGACCCCGCUCUCCCCUUGUCCUCUGCACGACUCGCUGGUCCCCUCCGGAAUAGAAAUAGCGACGCGCCCCGGGGUCCCGAGAGGCUGCGGGCCAGGAAGUCCUCAGUGGGCACCGCGUCCUUUCUCGCUUCCCCUUUGCCAGCCCACCUCGCGCACGUUGGACAUGCCAGGAUUAAAAAGGAUACUCACUGUGACCAUCCUGGCUCUCUGUCUUCCAAGUCCCGGCAAUGCACAGCAACAGUGCACGAAUGGCUUUGAUUUGGAUCGCUCAUCAGGACAGUGUUUAGAUAUAGAUGAAUGCCGGACCAUCCCUGAGGCCUGCCGAGGAGACAUGAUGUGUGUUAACCAAAAUGGCGGGUAUUUAUGCAUCCCCCGAACAAACCCAGUGUAUCGAGGGCCCUACUCGAACACCUAUUCGACCGCCUACUCAGGUCCGUACCCAGCAGCUGCCCCACCGCUUGCAGCUGCAAACUACCCCACGAUUUCGAGACCUCUCAUUUGCCGGUUUGGAUACCAGAUGGAUGAAAGCAACCAGUGUGUGGAUGUGGAUGAGUGUGCAACGGAUUCCCACCAGUGCAACCCUACCCAGAUCUGCAUCAACACCGAAGGAGGGUACACCUGCUCCUGCACCGACGGAUACUGGCUCCUGGAAGGCCAGUGCUUAGACAUAGAUGAAUGUCGCUAUGGCUACUGCCAACAGCUGUGUGCAAAUGUUCCUGGAUCCUAUUCCUGCACAUGCAACCCUGGUUUCACCCUCAACGAGGAUGGAAGGUCUUGCCAAGAUGUGAACGAGUGUGCCACUGAGAACCCCUGCGUGCAAACCUGCGUCAACACCUAUGGCUCUUUCAUCUGCCGCUGCGACCCAGGCUAUGAACUUGAGGAAGAUGGUGUUCACUGCAGUGAUAUGGACGAGUGCAGCUUCUCCGAGUUCCUCUGCCAGCACGAGUGUGUGAACCAGCCUGGCACGUACUUCUGCUCCUGCCCUCCUGGCUACAUCCUGCUGGAUGACAACCGGAGCUGCCAGGAUAUCAAUGAAUGUGAGCACCGCAAUCACACGUGCAACCUGCAGCAAACUUGCUACAAUUUGCAAGGGGGCUUCAAGUGCAUUGACCCCAUCCGCUGUGAGGAGCCUUAUCUUCGGAUCAGUGAUAACCGCUGUAUGUGUCCUGCUGAGAAUCCUGGCUGCAGAGACCAGCCCUUCACCAUCUUGUACCGGGACAUGGAUGUGGUGUCAGGACGCUCCGUUCCUGCUGACAUCUUCCAAAUGCAAGCCACGACCCGCUACCCUGGGGCCUAUUACAUUUUCCAGAUCAAGUCUGGGAACGAGGGCAGAGAAUUCUAUAUGCGGCAAACAGGCCCCAUCAGCGCCACCUUGGUGAUGACACGCCCCAUCAAAGGGCCCCGGGACCUCCAACUGGACUUGGAAAUGAUUACUGUGAACACCGUCAUCAACUUCAGAGGCAGCUCCGUGAUCCGACUGCGGAUAUACGUGUCGCAGUACCCGUUCUGAGCCCCGAGCUGCAGCUGCCAACACUGCCUCUCGCUAGCACCAAGGGACAGGAGAAGGAAAGAAAGGAGAGAGAGAAUGAGAGCGAGACAGACAUUACGCCUUUCCUGCUGAAUACUUCCCUGAGGAGUCAGCCCCCAUGUCCUGACCCCCAUCUGUAUUACCAUAUAGACCUGUCACUCUGAAGGACAUGCUGACCCCAGUUCCUAGGAUGCAAUCAUUGAAACGUAUUAUCGUUGGCACUCCAAAGUGCAAUCGUUGCUGGUUUUUCAAGGCCUUUAGUUUAUUUUCAGAUUUUUCAAAGAAAAUAGAUUAGGUUUGCUGGGGUAUGAGUCUAUGUUCAAAGACUGUGAACAGCUUCCUCUUGCCUCUUCCAUGCCUCCUUCUAUCUCCAGCUGUGUUGCUGCUUUGCAAAGGUCCAAAGAGCUCAUGGGGGACUGCUGGAUGUAGCUAGUUUGCUUCUUGCAUGUACUGAAAAGGCUAUGGAAACAAACAAGGGAUUUUGAAGAGUCUAUUGCAAACCCUUUUCUGGUAUUUUCAACCAUAAAAGAAGUUUUAGUUGUCUUUAAAUUAGUAUAACAGUUUAACCCUUUCUUGUUCAUUUUGAGCUUUCUUUUUUUAAAUAAGUGGUAGAACUCCUUCAAAGGCCUUCAGACACAUUUAUGUUCUGUCUUCCCAAACCCAGUCUCCUAUUCAUUUUAGCCCAAUGUUUUCUUUGAGAACCCCUUAAUCAUGCCUUCUUCAGAAUUUUUACCCAACUGGGUUGGAAGGCAGAGGUCGCCAAACUGAUUAAAUAUUUGAAGAGA
This is a messenger RNA of Choloepus didactylus (southern two-toed sloth), 2544 nucleotides long. It is a transcript of the gene FBLN5, whose product is annotated as fibulin 5. Gene Ontology annotation, molecular function: calcium ion binding. The record is from RefSeq and is a predicted model, not a curated record. Bases 395 to 1741 code for a protein of 448 amino acids. The transcript is spliced from 11 exons. Lineage: Eukaryota; Metazoa; Chordata; Mammalia; Pilosa; Megalonychidae.